This is a messenger RNA of Xyrauchen texanus (razorback sucker), 888 nucleotides long. RefSeq names its product inhibitor of DNA binding 2b (gene id2b). The transcript is spliced from 3 exons. Bases 80 to 463 code for a protein of 127 amino acids. Gene Ontology annotation, molecular function: protein dimerization activity; transcription regulator activity. NCBI's taxonomy places the organism in Eukaryota, Metazoa, Chordata, Actinopteri, Cypriniformes, Catostomidae. The record is from RefSeq and is a predicted model, not a curated record. Gene Ontology annotation, cellular component: nucleus; cytoplasm. Gene Ontology annotation, biological process: negative regulation of transcription by RNA polymerase II; circadian regulation of gene expression; cell differentiation.
GCUUGGGUAAGGUUUUGAGCACAGAGCUGUGGGAGAAUCGCAUGCAGUAAAAUUAAAUAAGAACAUCAGUAUAUUCACUAUGAAGGCGGUCAGUCCUGUGCGGUCUAUAAGGAAACCUGCUUUAUAUUUUUCGGAGCAUAAUACUCUUGGCAUCUCGCGGAUCAAGACCCCCUUGGACGACCAGCUCAGUCUACUGUACAACAUGAAUAACUGCUACAGCAGGUUGAAGGAGCUCGUGCCUAGUCUACCGCAGAACAAGAGCGUGAGUAAAAUGGAGAUCUUGCAGCACGUCAUAGAUUACAUUCUGGAUCUUCAGAUCGCACUGGAACAGAACCCGCUCGGACAGGCCCCCCCACAAAAGACUGUCAAAUCACUCGGCGCUGAUAUCAGCAUCAUCUCUUUCCAGCCCAGUCUCCCUCAAAGAGAUGUUAACACAGAAGACCUCAUGGCGUUAUCUCGUUGACAUAGUGUUUCGGUCAUGGAGCAAAAACAGGGCCUUUUUGUGUUAUUUUUUUUGUGUCCGGUGUCGUUCGCCUGGACUUCGUCUUGAAUGACAGGGAUUACCCUUAAAUGGACAUGAAAAGUUUCUGAGCUUACUACGAACUUUAUAUUCUUUCUUCCAAAGGAAGAUUAAAAAAGAAUGGAGAAAUGGAAAAGGAAUAAUGUAAUUAAGCGAGCAAUAUACAGGAUUUUUGCUGCAAAAGUAUGUUAAGGUGUUGUGCAAAACAAACACGCAUUUGAACAUCUCCGUCCCAGGCUCACAGGCUGUCAAGUCUACCAUUUUCUCUUUCUGCUGGAAGUGUGGUGUUUAUAAUAUUACAGAAAUUUUAUAAUUAUAACAUAAAUUGCACUUUUAUACAUAAUUAAAUGCUAUGUAUUAUGUUGGUG